This is a messenger RNA of Acaulospora morrowiae, 1149 nucleotides long. NCBI's taxonomy places the organism in Eukaryota, Fungi, Glomeromycota, Glomeromycetes, Diversisporales, Acaulosporaceae. The record is from the annotation of a GenBank genome assembly.
AUGCAAAUCCCUAAACAGCAAAAUAGUACGACACCGGCUUCGAGCAAUGUGCAGAAGGGCAAGGCUAAAAUGACUCAGGCUAACAGUCCAAUGCCGGGUCCCGUGAACGGUGGUCGCCGAAAUGGUGACUCACCUUCACCACAAUUACCGAUGCAGGACGAGAGAUUUCAACGCGUGAUACGUCUUGCUAAUGAACGAAUAGAUACAUAUGAAAUAAAACGAAAAUUGACCGAUUUUUUGGGGGAACACGCGAGCACCUAUUGGAAUGCCAUUAAAAAUCUCAUUUACUGCAAAAUUCGUCGCCAGGAUUUUGAACGAACUGUGAGACCACUUCUUGAUAGUGAACAUUUUGAGCUUCACAACAUGAUGUUGUUUGCAAUUCUAAACAAUUGCAUUUAUGAUGAUCCGCCACCACCGCCAGACCAGCUUGCGAAUCAAAGGAAACGAGGUCGUGAAGGGGAUGAUGAUCUGAAGAUGAAAAAAAGCGACGCUGCUCGGGAUCCGAAGAAACGAAAAAUGAAAGAACUCAUUAUGUCUUUACCCAAAGAGGAUCGAGAAAGGAUAAAGGCUAACAAGGGCGUUGGUCGGAUUGAAAAUACACAAAGCGAUAUAUAUUUACCUUUGCCACCACCUGGUCCUGAACGAUUACCGAUAUAUAACUUCGAAGAACAACAAUUGAAAUCACAACUCGAUCCGGAUAGAGUACCGACAUGUCAUCAAAUGAAAGCGUUGCCAGAUCACAGUACUUUAUUCGAAAUGAUAAGUCAGAUUGCGAAUUCUCAUGGCAUUAAGAAUGUUUCCAAAGAUUGUGCGGACUUGCUUAACUACGGACUGGAAUCCCAUUUGAAGAAUAUUAUUGGUAAUUGCCUGCAGAAAUCACGGUCUAAUGGAUCACUUAGUGGAGGUUCAUUGGGGAUUCGGAAUGGUGAGCAAAGAUAUUGUCGGACACCAAACCAACAGAAAAACACGAUAACGGCUCGCGAUCUCGCUUUUUCCUUUGAAAUGUCACCGCAUAUCCUUGUGCAGCCUGGUAUGGCACGCGAAAGAUUAACGUCUGUUGCUCUUAGAGAUAACGAAGACUACGAGACGGACGAAGAGUAUGACGAAGAAGAUGAGGACGAAGAUGAGGAAAACGUCGAAGUAGUAUGA